Messenger RNA from Blastomyces dermatitidis ER-3, 1233 nucleotides. RefSeq lists its product as uncharacterized. The transcript is spliced from 7 exons. Bases 1 to 1233 code for a protein of 410 amino acids. NCBI's taxonomy places the organism in Eukaryota, Fungi, Ascomycota, Eurotiomycetes, Onygenales, Ajellomycetaceae. The record is from RefSeq and is a predicted model, not a curated record.
AUGAGUUUGUACCUUCCUAUUGGCUACCCUGGACAAAAUCAGCCCCAUCCUAGACGUCUUUGCUACUUGGCUGCGAUUUGGCGAGAUUUCUCCAUGAUGUCACGCCUGGGAAUGUCAACACCAGGUCAUCCCCAUCGAGGGUGGGAUUUGUGGAUUGUCAGUACAACAAUGGUAAUUGUGGCUGGCCUCUUUGUCUGCGCUCGAUUAAUUGGCAGAUACAUACGGGGAGGAUUUCAGAUUGACGACUAUAUGAUCAUUGCUGCCUUGAUCAAUUCUAUCAUGCUUUCAAUCUCUGAAAACAUGGCCGUGGCUCAUGGGUACGGGAGGCAUGCGUUUGAUUUGACGAAGGAGGAAAAAAUACUAGCUUUGAAGUGGGCUUUUGCCGCCCAAGUGUUUUACAAAAUCGUCAUUACACUGGCUAAGAUGUCCAUACUAUUCCUUUACAUGCGCAUAUUCUAUAUCGAGCGGUAUAUGCGCUGGGCGUGUAUUUCCCUCACCAUCUUUAUCGGAGUGCAUGGAAUCGCUUUUGUACUCACAACAAUCUGGCAAUGUGACCCCAUGGCCGGCUUCUGGGACAAAUCCAUUCCUGGCUUUCACUGCGUGAACAACCACCAGUUCUGGUUGUCGUUUUCCGUUAUCAACAUCUCCACGGAUGUGGUGAUAUUAGUUCUUCCCGUGCAAGCAGUCCUUCGCCUCAAACGCCGCUGUCGGGAAAAGUCCGGGCUAGUAUUAGUUUUCUCAUUGGGAGCAUUCAUUUGCGUCACGAGCAUCAUCCGAGUUACCACUCUCGCUUCAUCUUCCAUAUCAAAGGACGUGACCUGGGCCGCCAUUCCCGCCACAAUCUGGAGCGUUAUCGAAUGUAACACGGGUAUAAUAUGUGCCUGUCUCCCCAUGAUCCGCCAACCGCUCUCCAUCAUUUUCCCUUUUCUCACUGCCAGCUCCUCCAACAACGGCUCCGCAGCUCGUGACCUCCCGUUUCCUUCCCAGGGGGCGAAUAUGAAAGGCCUCAGUCACGCAACACACUCAACCCAUUCAGCAAAUUUCACGUCCAGCUGGAUAGAGAUAGAUAUGACAGACGACAACUUCCAAAACAAGCCGUCCCCGACCGACGAAGCCAACGGGAACGAGCAGGUCCCAUCUAACAAUAGCAAAGAAGAGAUGAUAUCGGUAGAUGUUCGGGAGGACCGAAAUGGUAAUGCUCAGCAGCCUGAGAGGCCUGGUUCUCAACGAUGA